GUGACCAGGCUGGUCCCAUCCAUCUACACUGUUGUGUUCCUUGUGGCUCUUCCUCUCAAUAUCAUGGCGAUCGUCAUGUUCCUGGUGAAGAUGAAGGUCAGGAAGCCGGCAGUGGUCUUCAUGCUGAACCUCGCCACUGCAGAUGUCCUCCUCAUUGGUGUCCUGCCUUUUUAUAUCAUCUAUCGAUUCUCGGGAUCUCACUGGCUGUUCGGAGAAGGAAUGUGUCGCUUCUUCAUGGCCGCAUAUUACUGUAACAUGUACUGCUCCUCCCUGCUCAUAACCAGUAUCAGCGUGGACCGUUUCCUGGCUGUGGUCUACCCGGUGCGGUCUCUCCCCUGGCGCACAGUAAAGCGAGCCUGGCUGGUGUGUGGCGUCAUCUGGGUCAUCUCAUUGGCCACCACUGUGCCUCUUCUCAUAAAUGAACAAACCUGGACAUUUUCUGCACGAGAUAUCCCAAUAUGCCAUGAUUAUCAGCACUUUGGGGGUUAUUUCUCAUUUAUAAUUUUUCCCUAUUUCUCCUCGGCUUUCUCACUGUUUAUUUUCUUACCGUUAUUAAUUACAACUUUCUGUUACAUUGGAAUCAUCCGCAGUCUCAGCAGAUCACAAUUUGAUGGCACACAUAAGAGAUCGCGAGCUAUCCGCCUAUCUGUGGUUGUGCUGUGUGUUUUUGUCCUUUGUUUUGGCCCAGCCAAUGUCAUCUAUCUAAUUCACUAUAGGAACAUAAUUAACUAUAAUGAUCUCUCUCUGUAUAUUGCGUACAUGGUCUCUUCCUGUAUCAGCAGCAUAAACUGUUGUCUGGAUCCUCUUAUCUAUUAUUUUGCCUCCUCCCAGUGUCAGAGAUACGUCUGCAGCUUGCUGGGCCGUAAGAAAGAUUAUCGCCCACCAGUAGAACAAAAGAAGAUCCGUGUACACAAAGACCAACAACCAGAGAGGACAAUAGAGGAGCCCAUGAGUUAUUUUAUCUCCCAGGAACAUUCUCCAAUAAAAUGUAUAACCCCUUGUAGAGCGGGGUAUUAA
Nanorana parkeri is the source of this 1017-nucleotide messenger RNA. RefSeq names its product proteinase-activated receptor 1-like. The transcript has a single exon. The record is from RefSeq and is a predicted model, not a curated record. Gene Ontology annotation, molecular function: thrombin-activated receptor activity. Gene Ontology annotation, cellular component: membrane. The coding region runs from base 64 to 1017 and encodes 317 amino acids. Gene Ontology annotation, biological process: blood coagulation; positive regulation of Rho protein signal transduction; positive regulation of blood coagulation. Lineage: Eukaryota; Metazoa; Chordata; Amphibia; Anura; Dicroglossidae.